This is a messenger RNA of Colletotrichum godetiae, 2392 nucleotides long. Its product is annotated as fungal-specific transcription factor domain-containing protein. The transcript is spliced from 7 exons. Gene Ontology annotation, cellular component: nucleus. Gene Ontology annotation, biological process: regulation of DNA-templated transcription; DNA-templated transcription. Lineage: Eukaryota; Fungi; Ascomycota; Sordariomycetes; Glomerellales; Glomerellaceae. Bases 102 to 2201 code for a protein of 699 amino acids. Gene Ontology annotation, molecular function: zinc ion binding; DNA binding; DNA-binding transcription factor activity, RNA polymerase II-specific. The record is from RefSeq and is a predicted model, not a curated record.
CCAGUCACUUCACUUGGGAGGCGGACGACCGCGUCUGGAGCCUCAGCAACUGCCUACAUUACAUCAUUCCCCCUUGACCGAGAACCAUUCGCAACAGCACCAUGGCGGAACCCACGGAACCGCUCACAGCGAGGCCAGAGUCGAGGCCAGAGUCGAGGUCACCACCAACCACCGCAGGCAUCAAACGCAUCCGCCAGGCCUGUACAAGUUGCCGACAGAAGAAGAUCAAAUGUUCCGGGGAUCGGCCAAGGUGUAUCAACUGUCGACGGGUGAUGCAGCGAUGCCAAUAUGAGCCCUACUCGGCAGUCUCGACGUCUCUUUCUGGGAACUCGACUGCAUUACUUCUCGGAUUGACCAAGGACACGGAUCUUUUACAGAGAAUUUCUAUGAUUGAAAGCAAAUUGGCACAGCUGAGCGAUCGCGAAACUCAAGAAUUCAGUUCUGCCGCCUUUGAUGAGGUCAAUCUGACUAUGGAAGACCACAAUCCUGUUGAAGAUCAGCCUCAAUUCCACUUGGAUGAACACGAAAAUGUUGGCGGCAUGCCUGAUGUGAUCAACCUGUCAUCGCCUAAUGUCCCAACAACUUGGCGCUCGGGCAGCUCACAGUCCCAAACCUUCAAUACAUUUCCACCAGACUCCGUAACACAGUCGCUGGUCGACACUUUCUUUCAGUGGUGCCACAACCAACCAUACUCUUACUUUCAUGAAGGAAGCUUCCGGCAGAAACUCGCAGACGGCCAGCUUUCCAAAUGCGUGUUACUGGCAGUUUUAGCAUCUUCUUUGAGGUUCUCAGAACACGAAUACUAUCGAGACAACAGAUCAGAUGCCAUUCAUUCAUAUGCAAGAGAGGCCUGGUUGUCUGUUUUGGGCGACCACAUGACGGCGGAGGAUUCCUGCAACCUCGAGGUUGCCCAAGCCACCAACAUUCUGGCUGUCAUUGACUUUACUGCCGGCCGAACCAGCUCCGCGUGGCUCAAGAUUGGGAUGGCGAUUCGGAUAGCUCAGGACCUCCAACUGAUGAAGGAGCCUGGUGAAACUCUUCCUCUGGUCGAGCAAGAAGAGAGAAGGCGAUCUUUCUGGUCGAUCUACCUUCUCGAUAAGCUAGUUUCCCUCGGCCAACACAGACACUUCGCCAUCUCAGACGAGGACUGCCACGUACGACUACCUUGCGAUGAGCUGACGUUUCGUUCUGGCGGGUGGGGCCAGAACGUUACGCUCCGUAAGCUUCUCGAUUGGAGCACUGAGGUCGGUGUUGAAAGUGGAUUCCCAGUCGCCAUCUUGGCAUCAUCCGCACUUGCUCGCUGCACUCGAAGGCUUCUUCACGACCGCAAUACCGAUGAGACUCCCCCUUGGGACUCCAAGUCAGAGUUUGCAUCAAUCACAUCACUCCUUCUCCUCGUCGAGUCGCGUCUCCAAGUCGAUCAGCAUCCCAUCAAGAGUGAUGUCGAUACUUAUAGGCUUGAUGACGGUAUCAUAGACCACCCCGCCAUGGGUCAUGUCAUAUUUGCACGUACAGUAUUCCAUGUUUGCUACUGCCUUCUCUACCACCCGUUCCUUGUGCGCGAGCAAGUACGAAAGGUCAAAUGUCAAGUUCCAUCAAGCUUCAUGCGCCUCGCCUCACAGAAAAGCUACGAACAUUCUCGAGAUCUGGUCAAGUUGCUGCACGACGCCGAAGAAGUAGGGUGCCACCUGGGUGCGUCGUUCUACGCAUAUUCGGCGUGCCUAGCUGGCAGCAUUCUCUCGCUUCACAUGCACGCCGAGAAGGAUACCGACAGCCAGCGUCACUCGGAACUGUCGAGUGCUACCCAAGACAGCAUAUCCAUACUUGAAGGAAUGGCAAAGUUUUGGGAUCAUGCGUUCAAAAUUCACCGCCGGCUGCUAUCUUUCAAUGCGAACGCCUAUCUUUUCAACUCACUUCUUGACUCGCAGCUGAAAUCAGGCAUGGAUCCAGAGUGGGAAAGGGCCCUCUGGUCGAUGAUUGACUACGGGGAGAUGUGCCGCGAAUCAAAUCUUUCUAUCCCAAGUCCGAAAAUACCGGCGUCUUCAGACUCCCCGACGUUCCCAGGACUCGAAUUAGGAAGUGAACAGAUAUUGGAUUUGGGACUUGAUGCACAACAAAUACCAGGAGUCGACGAAGACAUGAUGAAUUUUGAUACACCCAACAUCAAGUAUCUUCUUGAGCUGGCUUCUGGCGGAGGUUAGCGUAGCCUUGACUCAAUACAACGGCUCGCUCUACCUUGUGGACGAGUACUUCGCUAGUUCGGGUUGAUAGCGUUUGCCAUACCACAGAUGCACCCAGGCAGCUAUCACUGUAUCAUUUUCAGAAGGGAUUUCAAACGACGAUUGAGGCAAUGUGUUCCAAGUCCAGUGAUAAUACAGCAAAGUGACUGGUU